GCCGUGCGUCACGUGGGCCUCUCCCGCCGCCGCCGCCGCUGCCGCCGCGGUCUUUCUCUGUCUCAGCUGAGGCAGCCAUCUUGCUCUUGCCGCGUGCUGGUGUUGGAGGACCCUCCCCGCUGCAGAUUUACCAACAGCAUGAAUCAAGAAAAGUUAGCCAAGCUUCAAGCUCAGGUCCGGAUAGGGGGCAAGGGGACAGCUCGCAGGAAGAAGAAGGUGGUGCAUAGGACAGCUACUGCUGAUGACAAAAAGCUUCAGAGUUCACUAAAGAAACUGGCUGUGAACAAUAUAGCUGGUAUUGAAGAGGUGAACAUGAUUAAAGACGAUGGAACAGUUAUUCAUUUCAACAAUCCCAAAGUCCAAGCUUCCCUCUCCGCUAACACCUUUGCAAUUACUGGUCAUGCAGAAGCCAAACCAAUCACAGAAAUGCUUCCUGGAAUACUAAGUCAGCUUGGUGCUGACAGCUUAACGAGCCUUAGAAAGUUAGCUGAACAGUUCCCACGACAAGUAUUGGAUAGUAAAGCACCCAAACCAGAAGACAUUGAUGAAGAGGAUGAUGAUGUUCCAGAUCUUGUAGAAAAUUUUGAUGAAGCAUCAAAAAAUGAAGCUAACUAAAAUCUUCUGGGUUUUGGAAGCUGGCAUGGACUAGAUUUAACAAUCAGCUCUGUUGUUCCAAAGUUUUACAGACAUGGAGAACAUCACCUGUUAUUAGUUCCGUAAUAUAAAUAUUUUGUAUAUUAAUGAUGCUGUUUUAUCAGCAUUUCUUGGUCAUUGGAUUUUGCAUUUUGCACUUCUUCCCAGGAUCGAUUCUUUUGGUCAAAAUAUGAAGUAUUGGUACAGGUUGAGGGUGGUUUUUGUUUUUUGGGGGGGACUUUUGGUGUGUAUGUAUAUGUAUGUGUGUGGGUAUGUGUGUACACAGUGGACAGCAGAUUGGAUAACAGUUAUAUCUAUCGUAUCCCUUCCCCCAAUAGAAAUAAAGCAAAUCUUUACAUUUGUUACUUUUUUUUCUCUAACAAACGCUGCACAUAAUUGAUGAAAAGUGAGUGUCUCUGAUUUCAGAGCCGAGGAGAUUCCUUCUGUUAGAAGUUUGGUGUUAAUUUGUUGAAUUAACUUCAAUAUUUUUAUACACUUCAAUGGGUUGAAAAUGUCCUGAGAUAUUUUGGCACUAGAUUGCUCCAGAGUCACAAGUCAGGCACCUUUGGUGUGGCUACCUUAGACCCACUUCCUAGUCAGACCCAUAAAAUGUCCUUUUUUUAACUUUCUUCCUGGUGCCCUGCCUCCCCGCAUAUUAGUCUUCAAAUGGACUGGUCAGCCUUUGAUACUACUCUUCUCUUCUGCCUAGCUUGAGACAGAAGUUCUCCAUAUAGAGAGUGCCUAGUUCCUCUUUGUUCCUCACCUCGAGGAGCAUCUUCAAUGUUUUAUUUCCCUAAACAUUUACGGUUGAUAGAGUUCAAACUGGAAUAGCUAGCAUGUGCUUGCUAAAUAACUUUAUACUCAGCUUAUCCUGUUUCCUAGUUCUUGGUAUCAGGUGCAGGGGUGCCACUUUUUCAACAAGGUUGAACCUGGGAAUGUCCUUUUGAAUGAAAAGAACACGUAGGCCAUAUUAUCUCCUAGCAUAUAUAGGCAUUCUCUGAAACGGUACUGGCCUCGGAGAAUUUCUUCAGGUACUUUCCUAUUCUUGGCCUUGAACUUACCUCUGAGUAGAUCUAAUUGAUUACAGCUGCUCUUAACACCCUCCUGCAUGCUGAGACGAAUGCCCCAGGGAACAGUGGUAAGACAGUAUUAUUUGCUUACCUUCUGACAGAGAACGUGGAGGUAAGUUAUAUUCAUUUGCUCAGGCUUUCCUCUUGCUGUUUGGAUAAAAGCUUGUGUUUUGACAUAUCAGCAUAUUAUAGCCAAUAUCUUAGGAUAAGGUUUAAAGAAUCUGUUGUUUUCUGGCCCAUCACCAUACUAACUGCAGCUUAACCUUCAGCAUGUCAACUUUUGUUUCAAGCUGGAUAUCUUUCCUUGAUACUUAGGAUGCAAGACCAACAGCAUAUUGACAGAUCUGUAGACAUGAAGGCAAAUCUCUUGUGUUUCUUUUCAUCCAAACAUUUUCAAUUUAUUUUAUAAAUUUAUUGAUUUUUUUUCCCUGUUAUGUUUUAUAUAAUAUAUGGACGUAACAAAAUAAAUAACAGUAAUAAAAUAACAGUACAAAAGAGGAGACUAUUUCCUCUAGUGCUUCUGUUAA
Rattus rattus (black rat) is the source of this 2230-nucleotide messenger RNA. It is a transcript of the gene Btf3l4, whose product is annotated as basic transcription factor 3 like 4. The transcript is spliced from 6 exons. Bases 139 to 615 code for a protein of 158 amino acids. The record is from RefSeq and is a predicted model, not a curated record. NCBI's taxonomy places the organism in Eukaryota, Metazoa, Chordata, Mammalia, Rodentia, Muridae.